AUGGACUUCCAGUCGAUGAUGCAGCAGGCGCGCAUGGGCGGUGGGCCCGGCGCAGGAGGAUCGCCAGGCGAUGCGCCGCAGAACGACAAUGCAGAGAUGGUGUACAUCUCGUCGCUCGCACUCAUCAAGAUGCUCAAACACGGCCGCGCCGGUGUGCCCAUGGAGGUCAUGGGUCUCAUGCUCGGCUCCUUCAUCGACGACUACACCGUGUCGGUGAUCGACGUGUUCGCCAUGCCGCAGUCCGGAACGGGUGUGUCGGUAGAGGCUGUCGAUCCCGUCUUCCAGACCAAGAUGCUCGACAUGCUCAAGCAGACCGGCCGGCCCGAGAUGGUCGUCGGCUGGUACCACUCGCAUCCCGGCUUCGGCUGCUGGCUCAGUAACGUCGACAUCAACACGCAGCAGUCGUUCGAGCAGCUCAACCCGCGAGCGGUCGCCGUGGUCGUGGACCCCAUCCAGUCCGUCAAGGGCAAGGUGGUCAUCGACGCCUUCCGCCUCAUCAACCCGUCCACGGUGAUGCUCGGCCAGGAACCGCGCCAGACGACGAGCAACAUCGGCCACCUCAACAAACCGUCCAUCCAGUCGCUCAUCCACGGCUUGAAUCGCCACUACUACUCCAUCGCCAUCGGAUACCGCAAGACCGAACUCGAACAGUCCAUGCUCAACAACCUCCACAAGCGCAACUGGACCGAAGGCCUAAGGCUGCGCGACUUUGGCGAACACAAGCACAACAACCAAAAGGCCAUCGAACGCAUGCUCUCGCUCUCCGAAGCCUACAACAAGUCCGUACAGGAAGAGUCGACGCUCACCCAGGAACAGCUCAAGACGCGACACGUGGGCAAGCAGGACCCCAAGCGCCAUCUCGAAGACGCCGUGGAAUCCACCAUGGGCGACCAGAUCGUACAGAGCCUCGGCACCAUGCUCCUCGCCGAGCUGUAG
Messenger RNA from Moesziomyces antarcticus, 936 nucleotides. Its product is annotated as multidrug resistance protein. Gene Ontology annotation, cellular component: proteasome regulatory particle, lid subcomplex. The transcript has a single exon. Gene Ontology annotation, biological process: proteasome-mediated ubiquitin-dependent protein catabolic process; protein deubiquitination. The record is from RefSeq and is a predicted model, not a curated record. Gene Ontology annotation, molecular function: metallopeptidase activity; proteasome binding; protein binding. Bases 1 to 936 code for a protein of 311 amino acids. Lineage: Eukaryota; Fungi; Basidiomycota; Ustilaginomycetes; Ustilaginales; Ustilaginaceae.